Messenger RNA from Apis dorsata (giant honeybee), 4280 nucleotides. RefSeq names its product centrosomal protein of 290 kDa-like. The transcript is spliced from 20 exons. The record is from RefSeq and is a predicted model, not a curated record. Gene Ontology annotation, cellular component: ciliary transition zone. Bases 214 to 4161 code for a protein of 1315 amino acids. NCBI's taxonomy places the organism in Eukaryota, Metazoa, Arthropoda, Insecta, Hymenoptera, Apidae. Gene Ontology annotation, biological process: non-motile cilium assembly.
GAUAGUAUCCCGUGACCUAAGAUUCUUAGCACGUUAGCAACGACUGUCUUGUAAACAAACAUGGCUAUGAAUAUUAAAAUUUGUGAAAUUGUUUUUUAGAUUGUUUAUUAAUUAUGUGAACAGAUUAUUAUCUUGAAAUGUUCAUAUUAGUGUCUCAAAACUUUAUUAUACGUGAAAUUAAGUUUUUAGGUAAUAUCGCAUAACGCUGAAAUUAUGGCAGAUGAUCCAAAUCGAGACCUUUUGCCUGUCAGAGAAGGUUCUUGUACGGAUACUUUUAGUAGUAUAGAUCCCAGGGAUCGGCAUUGCGUAAUUAAACUCGAUCGUUAUCAACUGGAGGAUAGAUAUUUGCGAUUACUCGAGGAAGCAAAUAACUUGAAGAAACUAACAAAUUGUCAGGAGGAUAAAAUUAAACGAUUGGCAACAAAGUUGAUGAGAGUAACCGCAAGUACAAGGCCAUGUUCGCUUGCUUUAAACAUUUAUGAAGAUAAAAAUAAAAUAAUCGCUCUUGAACUUGAGAACUCCAAGCUCAAAGAUAAAAUCACAGUAUUGAAAAAUCAACUAUUGAGUCAUACGAUAAGCAGUAGAUCGUCAUCAAAAACUCGCGUGAGGCCAUCAUCCGGACGCAUAACUUGCCGUAGCGAAAGCAGCCGUACCAAAUUAUGUUGUCACUGUUUAGACGAUGAUACGUCCAACGUGCAAAGCUAUCUUGAAAAAAUCGAGGAAUUGGAAUCGCAGAAAAGUGAAAUGUGUUCUCGAAUAAUUCAAUUAGAGAAAGAGGUAGCCACUUAUACCACUAUUUGCCAAAGAGAGAAAGUAGCAGACAAUGUCGAGUACAUAAAGAUUUGGCGAGAAAUGAAGCAAAUAAACGAUAAACUAAUAACCGCCGAAAACGAGAACGGGUCAUUGACCGCACAAAUCGACGAUUUGAAGAAAAAGCUCGACGAGAAAACGAAGAAGAACGAAAUUAUGGCGUCAGAGCUUUUAUUGGAGAAGAAACGAAUAGCGGAGAUCGACGAGCAAAUAUUGAAAACGAAAGAUUCUGAACUUUCGUUACGAGAAAAGAACGAGCAGAUAAAAGAUCUCCUAAAAGAGGUAAAGAUACUGCAGCAACACAACGAGGAACUUAUAAUACUGAACUCGAAAUAUACAAAAGUGGAGAUAGAGAACAAGGAAUUGAAGAAAAAAGUCAUCGAUCAACAACACGAUCAAGAGACUUUGAAAACAGCUGUUGAUAACGAACAGGCUAAUAUCAUUGCGUUGCAAACCUCGAACGAACAAUUGUUGGGAAAACUCGAGGAAUUGCAGAAAAACAUAGAAAAUUUAACGAGUUAUCAGACGCAAGCGGAGAAAGCGGAAGCUAAGGACGCGCAGAUAUCGAUAUGUUUCUCUGACAUGCAGAUAUCAGCAUUACCUACGAAACAUGAUUUGAUGUGUAAAAAUAUCGAGGCCCAAAUAAAGUGCCGCAAGUGUUCCGAAUUAGAAUAUGAAGAGGUAAACGCAGUGAAAAAAGAGAAAUGCAAGAAAUGUUGCGAGCCAAUAGACAACGAAGAUUUACAUAAGAACAUGUUGUAUAAUUCUCGUAUAAAAACAGUCGAGAAUAAAUCGAUGCAAACAGAAAUUGUGAAAACGACCGUUGUGGAUGGGAAGGAUUAUAACGAGAUUGUAGCAUCUAAGAAAGAAAUAUUGAUAAAAGAAGUUAUAAAUUCCGAAUCUCAAACUCUAUGCUCGGAAAGUAUGAAACGUGCCAUGAUCACGGAUUCACAGUGCUAUAGCUUGAGUCCAGACAAAAUGUUGAAGUUUUUAGAAGAAGCGCAAAUAGGUACAACAUGUCCGGAAGCAAUAAAACAGAGAAGCACGGCCACUGACAUUGAUUACGAUAUUUUGGAUCAAUAUCAGAGACAAAGUUCUACAGAGAAAAAAGCAAAGCAAGAAACUUUUGAACUCAAACUUCAGCAUCAGAGUAGGAAAGACAAGAUAAUUCCUUUGGAAAAGCAAUCGGCAGAUCCGAAUAAAUUGAUAUCCGUAUUGUUUAAUAUUCUUCAAGAGUAUUCUUUGACUUGCACCAUACCCAAGGAAGCCUCUACUCUCUAUCGUCCGGCGAAACGUGCAAAAUUUCCCAACAUCGAUAACGAUGUAAAAACAACGGUAUACAAUGACGACGUGUCAAGCAUUCCCUCUUCAAAGAAAAUUUGUUGUAGCCCUUACAAGCAAGAAAAGAUAAGGAAAAAAAUUUCCAAUACGAAGAAACGUCAUCGAAUCAAGAUGAUCAACAACACUUGCACUUGUACCAAUUUGAAAUACGAUGGGAAAUGUACUCAUUGCUGCAAUACCUUGGUGAAAUCGUUGCAGAAUGAUGUUUCUCCAUACGAAUCUUGGAAUAAAAAUGAAAAAAAGAACGGAGAGAAUCCGAAGAAUAUCUCGAUGAACUCUCCAGCAUCGUUGCAGGAUUACGUCAAGCAUUUGGAUAAAUACAAGGAAUUUAUGACCGAGAUGAAUGAAAUUGCGGAAAGUGUACAAGCCAUGGAUCCGAUACAAAAUUUCUUGCAACGAGAACAUAAAUCCGAAUCGGAAACCCAUUGCAGCUUGGAAUGUCCAAAUAUCGAUUGCAUCGAUAUUUCGAACAACGAUUCGUUUCCAUUGGUGAUCGGGGAAGGUCAGGGCCUUGUCGAGCUUCACAUCGUUUCCUUGCAACUUUCAACGUCCGCUAAGCAGAUACUUUUCCAAGAGAAGGAUCUUGGUAACGUGUCGUUAUACGUGAGUUGGAACAUUUGGAAUCAAGAAACUGCCUACACGCCCACCCUCAAGUGUCCCAAAUUAAACUUCAACUCGUCCUUCGUAUAUCGAAUCCCGGAUCUGUUCUCAUUUUUCAACUAUAUCCUUCUAGAAUUCGUCAUAUUUCAAGUGAACGUGUAUCAAGAGGAUAACAAAAAUUUUAUAGUGGCCAGGGGAAAGCUUUGCAUCAAGGAUAUAUUGGACUAUCCUCAGAACAAGCUCCACUAUAUAGCCCCUGUGAACAGCGUUAUCCCGUGCACGGUCGGCAUGAAUUUUGGCCAAUUGUCCUUGUGGGUCAGAUUGAGUUGCGAUCUCGAGAAGGUGGAGGCUUUCAAAAAGAGGCGUGGAAUAGUGUCGGAUGUUGAGAAACCAAAGAAAGAAUUGGAAUCGAAAGUUGUGCCGAAAGUUGUGCCGAAAGAAGAGAUAGUGCCGAAGGUAGUAAUAACGGAGCCGAAAGAAGAGACGACUCCCGAGGAAGAUCCCGAAGUUCAAUACGAAUCAAAUGAUUCUGACGAAGUACAGUCGAUCGUUCUCGAAAAGCUCCCCGAUUUGGAAGAGAAUUUGACCGUGAUGAAGGAGACCGAUGAGGAAACUAACGCCUCUAUAAAGGAUGUUCUACUCAACAAUAUGCUGUUUAAAUGGAGAACCGAGUCGAAUGAGGAAACGACGAACGAGGAAGAAAAUAAUUUUAACGAAAGAUUUGUACCUAAAGAGAGGUUGGACCCGGAUUUAUUUUUCAAAGAACUAGAAAAAGAGAACGAUAUUGACGUAAACGAGGAAAAAUCAAACGACACGAUUAAGGAAGUGGCCGACGUGAUAGUGGAGAAAAAUUGGAACAAGUAUAAGGAACGGAGUCUUCGAACUGCCAAGGAUUCCGUAAAAAUCCAAGAACCUGUCAUCGAUGAAUCCAAUGAUAACGAAAUUGAGAAGGAUGUGAUAAUCAUCGAAAUCAUAAACAUGCAUUUGUUUUCGACAUCUUAUGUUAUGCAGAAUCCCGAUUACGAACUAUUUUACAUCGAGUAUUGCUUCUUGGGUUAUUGCGGCGCUGAUAUGGAAACGAUUUCGGUGAGAAAACCAUCCUAUCCGAACAAGUUUUUUGAAUUUAAUUUUAAGAAACUGUUUCGAAUAAGCGAAGAUAAGUAUUCGGUGCAAAGCGAUAUCUUACGUGCGAUGUUGGACAAUACUACUAAUCCUAAUAUAAGAUUCAUUGUCGUUUGUGAACCACUUCCGGAAGAAACAGAUAUGAAAGAGUGUGUGGAAAUAGGAUACGCUAAUUUUAAUAUAAGAGAAUAUGCAUUAGGAGAGGCUAAAAAAUAUAACUCGCUUCCUAUCUAUGGUGUAGAGGAACACGAAGAAAUUGGUAUCUUAAAGGAGGCAAAUUAUUCUUAACUUUUCGUCUUGUUAUGCUUCAAUGUCGCAUUCUCAGUGUUUUCGCCUUCUUUCAAACUGGACAAUUGCGUUUUACGAAAAAUAUCGUUGAAGACACUCGUGGCUGCCUGUAAAUCCUU